Molecule: messenger RNA, 1017 nt
Organism: Dentiscutata heterogama
Lineage: Eukaryota; Fungi; Glomeromycota; Glomeromycetes; Diversisporales; Gigasporaceae
Source: the annotation of a GenBank genome assembly
AUGGGACGCAAUCGGCAUAAAUGGUCUAGUUACUUUAAAAUACUUGAUGAGCUUGCAAAUAAGAGUAAUAAAGCAGCUAUCUGUCGUGCUUGUAUAGAAGUUUUAGGUGACGAAGCCAAAAAAAUAACAAACAAAGCAAAUUUAUGUUAUAAUCAUUUGAAGUCUUGUCCAAAUUUUGCACAAAAGUAUACUACUGAAGAAUUAAAAAAAAUUCUUCAACAAAACGAUAAAGAAAUUUUAAAUGAAUCUAAUAAUGAAUCUAAUAGUGAAUCUGAUGAAAGUUCUUCAAAAAAAGUCAAAACAGUUUCUCAAAACCUGAUUAAACCUGUUAAAAGGCAAAGACAAACAAGUGUUAACCAAUAUUUGUGUCAUCCAUUACCUGACAAUAUUCAGCAGCAAUUUGAACGACAUUUAAUUCGUGGAACAGUAAUGAAUGGAUUAUCAUUUAGGUGGAUACAAGAUGAGGAUAUCAUAGCAGCUUUUAAACUUGCUAAUCCGGCUAUACAAUUACCCCACAUCGUACUUGUAACUAAUAUAGAAAAUUCAACUAAUUCGGAUGAUAAAAAAUUUCCAUCUGACAUAGCUGAAAUUAUAAAUGAUUCUACAUUUUGGAAUGAUUUAAAGGAGUUAAAUGAUAUUCUUCUUCCAUUUUGCGCGACACUUAAUCAACUUCAGUGUGAUUCAGCACGCUUAUGUGACUAUAAAAAAGUUCUUGAAAUGAGUCAAUUCCGGGGAAAAAUAAAGCAAGAGCGCAAGUUAAAAGCUAUUGAAAAAGCGGCAAAACAAAUUCACAAUCCUAACAUUCUAUUACCUAUAUCUUCGGAUACUGAAGAAAAAAUAAUUACAAACUGGUCAUCACUUUUAAGAGAUGAACAAUUCGAAGAAGAAUUAGAUUUUAUGGAUGUAGAUGAAAUGGUACAUCCUGCUACGAAUCAAGAUGCUAAGUGGCCUUUGUUGCGAAUUUUUCAAAAUCAUAUUGUACAACCUGAUUCUUAUAAUUUGUUAUUAGGAAUUUAG